Panicum hallii is the source of this 2013-nucleotide messenger RNA. Its product is annotated as calcium uptake protein, mitochondrial-like. The record is from RefSeq and is a predicted model, not a curated record. The transcript has 9 exons. The coding region runs from base 160 to 1599 and encodes 479 amino acids. Gene Ontology annotation, biological process: mitochondrial calcium ion homeostasis; calcium import into the mitochondrion. NCBI's taxonomy places the organism in Eukaryota, Viridiplantae, Streptophyta, Magnoliopsida, Poales, Poaceae. Gene Ontology annotation, cellular component: uniplex complex. Gene Ontology annotation, molecular function: calcium ion binding.
GGCCACAAAAAAAGGCAGCCCAACCAAAGCCGGCCAGCUAAUCGCCUAUUCCUUCCCUCGCAUUCCGGCAGCCUCGCCCAACGCCCGCCCGUGCGCCCCCGCGUCGCCGCUUCCUCCCUCCCGUCCUCGGCGAACCGAAGCCGCUAGCCCCCGACCGCCAUGGCCGCCGCGCUGACCCGCCUGCGAUCCGCCGUCGGGCGGCUCGGGCCCUCCCGCGCGCGCGCCUUCUCCGAAGCAGCCGCCGAGGCCGAGGCGGCGGGCCCGCGCCGCGACUCUAGGUCCUUCGCCGCGGCCGCGGUGGCCGCCGGGUCGGGGCUGGGGAUCUGGCUGCUGCCCUCGAACCGGCAGCCGCUCGCGGACUCCGGACAGGUGGCGGACGCUGCCUCCGCCGUUGCCGGCGGAGGCAAGGGGGCAUUCUCCGCCUUUUUCGGCGGUGUCGGAGCCGCCGAGGAGCGGGAGCGGGAGCAGGAGCAGGAGCGCAGGUUCCUGUUCGGAGACUCGUACCGCAGAAGGGUGUUCUUCAAUUACGAGAAGAGGAUUAGGACGCGCAGCCCUCCAGAGAAGAUCUUUGAGUACUUUGCGUCUGUCCACAACCCAGAGGGUGAAAUGUACAUGUUACCGACCGACUUGAUGAGGGCGGUCGUUCCUGUUUUCCCUCCAUCCCAGUCAAAAAUUGUCAGGGAAGGGAGAUUGAAGGGGGAACGCCACCCUGGCGAGCUACAUUGUGCUCCGUCUGAGUUUUUCAUGCUAUUUGAUACAAAUGGUGAUGGAGUCAUCUCCUUUUCUGAGUAUAUCUUCUUUGUAACAUUACUCAGCAUCCCUGAAUCAAGCUUCAAUGUGGCUUUCAAGAUGUUUGACCUUGAUCACAAUGGGGAAAUUGAUAAAGAUGAGUUUAAGAAAGUGAUGACUCUGAUGCGGUCCUACAAUAGGCAAGGAGCUUCCCACAGGGAUGGUUUGCGCUUUGGACGUAAGGUUGGUCAGCUGGUGGAAGAUGGUGGACUGGUUGAGUACUUCUUCGGCAAGGAUGGGAACGAACACCUACACUAUGACAAGUUCUCUAGCUUUUUGAAGCAGUUGCAUGAUGAGAUUGUUCGCUUGGAGUUCAGUCACUAUGAUGUGAAAUCAUCCAAGACAAUACCUGUGAAGGACUUUGCAUUGUCCAUGGUUGCUUCUGCUGACAUGAGUCACAUAAACAAGCUACUGGACAGAGUUGAUGAUUUGGAUGACAAUCCUGAUCUCAAGGAUCUGUGCAUUACCUUUGAGGAGUUUAAGGCAUUUGCUGAUAUUCGGCGAAGGUUGGAACCAUUUGCAAUGGCUAUCUUCAGCUAUGGCAAAGUAAACGGUUUGCUGACAAAGCAAGAUCUGAAGCGUGCUGCAUCGCAUGUUUGUGGAGUGGACUUGACUGACAAAGUAGUGGACAUAAUUUUCCAUGUGUUUGAUGCUGACCGUGAUGGUAACCUAAGCUCGGAGGAGUUCCUGAGGUCAUUACAAAGACGAGAAAGUGACAUUCGCCAGCCAACAACUUCAGGUUUCCUAGGGGUGGUCGCCUGCUGGAUGAACUGUACAAAGUGCUCUCUUCAACAGAUGCUGCCCCAGUAGAAUAUUUUGAUGCUUGCGAUACAGCCUUCUGUCGCCCUGGGCUGCUCUCUGUUUAAUCUAGGAGCUGGAGAAGCGAUCGGUAACCGAUAGGGUUCUGAAGUGUGAGGACACGAUUGUGGUGUAAAUAUUAUCCUGCUCGAUGAUCAGAUCUGGUCGUACACAUACUACGUAGCAGAUGUAGGGAAUGUAUAACUUACGUUCUCGCCCGAGGCUCAGAUGACAGCUCUCUUCUCCACUGACGUUAAAAACGACCAUCGACUUCACCGGAACCUUUUGCUACCUGUCGUGUUUUAGUUCUAUCCUCAGAUGCUAAUAUUCCGUGGCUGGACAAUCACACUUGUAAUCCCAUAACUAGUCGAUGUUUUCCCGAAUAAGUGAAUGAUAAUGAUAAUCUGUUGGAAGAAUUAGUUUGUA